AUGGCUCCUCUUGUUACGUUACUCUCUGCAGAACCAGAGAUACAGUAUGUUGCCUUAAGAAAUAUCAACCUCAUUGUCCAAGGCGGCCUACUAUUCUCGCCCAUGAAAUUAAGGUGUUUUUCUGCAAGUACAAUGACCCAAUUUAUGUGAAGAUGGAGAAAUUAGAAAUCAUGAUAAAGCUUGCUUCGGACAAAAAUAUUGACCAGGUUCUGCUGGAAUUCAAGGAGUGUGCUACAGAAGUAGAUGUCGAUUUUGUUAGAAAGGCAGUCCGUGCUAUUGAUCGCUGUGCAAUCAAGUUGGAGAGAGCAGCAGAGCGAUGCAUCAGUGUUUUGCUGGAGCUGAUUAAGAUUAAAGUCAAUUAUGUGGUUCAAGAAGCCAUUAUUGUUAUUAAGGACAUAUUCAGAAGAUAUCCUAACAUCUAUGAGUCCAUCAAUGCUACCCUAUGUGAGAGCUUAGACACUCUUGAUGAGCCAGAGGCCAAGUCAUCAAUGAUUUGGAUUAUUGGCGAAUAUGCAGAAAGAAUUGACAAUGCUGAUGAGCUGCUAGAGAGCUUUCUGGAGAGUUUCCUGAAGAGCCUUCACAAGUCCAGUUGCAAUUAUUGACAGCGACUGUCAAAUUAUUUUUGCAGAAGCCAAC
Messenger RNA from Eucalyptus grandis, 636 nucleotides. RefSeq names its product beta-adaptin-like protein C. The record is from RefSeq and is a predicted model, not a curated record. Gene Ontology annotation, cellular component: membrane coat. The transcript is spliced from 5 exons. Lineage: Eukaryota; Viridiplantae; Streptophyta; Magnoliopsida; Myrtales; Myrtaceae. Gene Ontology annotation, biological process: vesicle-mediated transport; intracellular protein transport. Bases 153 to 602 code for a protein of 149 amino acids.